AUUGUGGGAAGCGUUUCCUGUUCGCAGCCAAACGGCCGCGUUCCAGACACUACAGCCUAACUGAAAAGGGCUGCAUCUUGAUGAAUGUCAUAGACUCUAGGAAGCUUGGAAGGGAUGCGAAGGAAAAUGGAAUUUUCUGGCUGGAUUCAGGGCUACCAAGACUAUUUCUCUGAAGUUCACAGCUGCUAAGGGAUCGCAGGCGGCCAGGGUCCUCCAGAGUGGGCGAGAGCGGCGUCUCUAUGAUCAAGGAGCCAUAGAGCGGGCCUCUCUACCCCGCCCAGUCAGACUGCGCAUGAGCAGUAGCUGUAGCACCGGAAAGAUGGCGGAGGAAGGGGAGAGAAAAAAGAUCCCUUUGGUUCCGGAAAAUCUCCUGAAAAAGAGGAAGGCGUAUCAGGCUCUGAAAGCAACCCAGGCAAAGCAGGCCCUUCUGGCAAAGAGGGAGGGGAAAUCAAAAGAAUUCAGGUUUAAGCGACUGGAAUCAUUCGUACAUGAUUCUUGGCGGCAACAGCGUGACAAGGUGCGUGUCCGGCGACUAGAAGUGAAACCUCGUGCAUUGGAAGUACCUGAUAAACAUUCCUUGGCCUUCGUUAUACGCAUGGAAAGGACAGAAGGAGUGAGUCUCUUGGUACAGAAGACCAUAGCAAAACUUCGCCUGAAGAAGUUGUUCAGUGGUGUCUUUGUCCAUGUCACCCCUCAAAGUGUGAAAAUGCUGCGCACAGUGGAGCCUUACGUGACCUGGGGAUUUCCAAAUCUGAAGUCUGUCCGGGAACUCAUCUUGAAACGUGGACAAGCAAGGAUUAACAAUAAGACUGUCGCUCUGACAGACAACACAGUGAUUGAGGAGCACCUGGGGAGAUUUGGUGUUAUUUGCCUGGAAGACCUCAUCCAUGAAAUCGCCUUCCCGGGGAAGCAUUUCCAGGAGAUCUCCUCAUUCUUGUGCCCUUUCCACCUCUCCGUGGCCCGGCAUGCUACCAAGAACAGAGUGGGGUUCCUCAAGGAGAUGGGUUCUCCUGGCUAUCGGGGUGAACGCAUCAAUCAGCUCAUCCGCCAGCUGAACUAGACUGGGACCAGGAGUUCCAAAAGCGCGGUGCACUGGAAGAGUGCUUUUGUAUCUCAGAUGACCAAGUAUCUUCAGAGAAGAUGAUUUCUGCCUUCACACACUGGAAGGAAGAGGCCAGGAGAAAGACAGCGGGGUCCGAGCAUUGUGAACCUCAGCACAGCCCAGUUCCAUGGAAAGUGGCUGCCCUGCUUCGUCCUGCCUGAUGUCUUGGUGUCUUAUGUUGGGUGGGCACAUAGCCCAAACGUCCUUCCCACCGCUUCAAGACUAAAGCAGUGGACCAGACCAGGGGCAUACCUGAGUUUGCAAGAAAGAGGCUUGGUUUUUACUUUUUAAUUUAUUGUUUGUUUAGGACAGGGUCUUACUGUGUACAAUCCUGGCUGGCUUUAAACUCCAUAGCAAUCCUCCUGACUCAUCCUCCUAGGUGCUGAGAUUACAGGUGUGUGCACCCCCAGCCUGGGAGCUUACUCCUCAGACAUGAAAUGUGGUUAGGAAGUGACGAAAGCGGCGUGCGGUCUUGUGCUGUGAGGUCAUGGUGUGACGUCAGUGUCCGCUUUGGUCAGGCUUGCCUGUCCUGAGUCGGUGUGGUGCCGUUUGAACCCUGACCUGCUGUUUAAGAUGGGGGUUGUCUACGCUAGGAAGACACAUGCCUCAUAACCAUACACACACUCCCACUGUGCUCAGAACUCCAUGGUGCUGACACACACCCUCUUGGACCCCGUGCCUCUCACGUGAGGACAGCCUGCUUUUAUGAGCAUUGAUCUAGCAUUCUGUGCUAGAAGAGACUAGAAGUUUAGUCUUGGUUGUUCCCUAGUGAUAAACUGGGCCUUGUGUUACACCCCUUUAGUCCCAGUGCUUGGGAGACGGAGGCAGCAGAGAUCCUGAGUCCUGCUGUAGAGUUCAGGACACCCAGGGCCACACACAGAAACGGCUCAAACAAAAAAUGUAUCCGGGAAUUGCCCAUUAAAUUUCACCCUGGCUUUCAGGAUGGCCUUGGAAAUUCCCCUAUCAGCCUUUCCUUAAAACCCACACCAGUAUGGUGCACGCCUUUAAUCCCAGCACUGGGGGGCAGAGACAAGCGGAUCUGAGUUCGAAGCCAUUCUAGUCUACAGAGUGAGAUCCAGGACAGGCACCAAAACUACACAGAGAAACCUGUCUCAAAAACACAUACCAGGGGUCCACUUUCUUAACUAUUCCCUUGAGAUUUCCUGUAACCUUGGCUCACUGUGAAACUUGUUAGAAAUAAUGACAAGAGCCAGAGCUGGGUGCUGGUAGCACAUGCCAUUAAUUCCAGCACUUGGGAGGCAGAGAUAGGCAGAUUUCUGAAUUCAUUCCCAGCCUGGUGUACAGAGCAAGUUCCAGGACAGCUAGGGAUACAUAGUGAGACCCUUUCUCAAGGGGGAAAAGGAAAGAAAAAUUUAACAGUGCCUCAGAACAUACUGGUUACAAGGUGAGUGGAUUCCAGAAUCUUCCAGAGGUCAGUAACUGCUGUUGUAGAGCAUUGGGAGAUGAGGUAACCAAAAAUGCCUUGUUGUGGGUACCAUGCUAAAUGAGGGACCCCUAGGGGUUGUCAGAGUGCUUCCCUAAUAUGUAGGAGGCCCUUGAUCUAAGGUAAGGGGCAUGGCUUCCUUUUCUGGCCUGAAAAGUGGAGCUACUAUCUUCCAAGGUGUCUGCUUGCUCAGAAUUUAAAACAAGUUUGAAAGUAAUUGUAAGUAAAAGUUUAUUUUUAGAUGUA
Molecule: messenger RNA, 2792 nt
Organism: Peromyscus californicus insignis
Lineage: Eukaryota; Metazoa; Chordata; Mammalia; Rodentia; Cricetidae
Gene: Rpl7l1
Product: ribosomal protein L7 like 1
Exons: 7
Coding region: 293-1060 (255 amino acids)
Biological process (GO): maturation of LSU-rRNA from tricistronic rRNA transcript (SSU-rRNA, 5.8S rRNA, LSU-rRNA)
Cellular component (GO): cytosolic large ribosomal subunit
Molecular function (GO): structural constituent of ribosome; RNA binding
Source: RefSeq, a predicted model, not a curated record